AUUUAUUAGAUGAGAUUUGAACAUUAAAAGUUCGAAUUUACCAAUGGCUUUGAUUUGUAUGACAUAAGAAAAUCGUGAGAGAAAUUGACACGUAGGAUCAUGACAACACAUAGGAAACUAAAAUACAGCGUGUCCGAUGCUAGCCGUCGCAUGUAUAGAGAUGAAACCAACGGGAUUUAUAGAAAGCUCGGCAAUCCAUGGCCCACAGAAAACCAACUGAGACAACAAAAAUUUGAGGCAAGGCAGCGGCCACUUAGUCACAUUUUGGCCUCUAGUUCCUUCAGAGAAGACUAUAACAGGGAACCAAUAACCAGGGGACAGAGUUUAAGCAAUUUGAAGAAAGCACGGUUGAGAAAUUCACUGAAUCUACCCCAUAGUUUUUCUUUGGAUUUAGAGUACGAUGUGGAUGCAAAUGCAAAAAUAGACGACGGCUUUUUAGCUAAAUCUGGGAAUCUAAGAGAUGUAACAGUCUCUGGGGAUUCUGCUUUUAAUUUUGUUCCAGAGAGGGAUAUAAUAUCUCUAGGAGACAUUUCAUCCUCUCACGUUACAAACUGCCGUGCCCUCCAAAAGACCCCAAGCGUUGGAAGUAAGAGAUCUAGCCUUAGAUCUGACAGAAUCCGAAAAUCAUCAUCAUCAUCAUCAACAUCCUCUUCCAUAUCGCGAAGCCAAUCAUCUAAUUCACGAUCGUCCUCACCAAAAACCAGGUACAAAACAAAGGACAUUGAACAUGUACUUGAUAACGCAACCGACAGUGAUAGCGAUGAAUCAUCCAAAAUCCACAAGGUAUUACGCAAAAGGCCUUCGUUCAAGGAAAUAUUUCCAGAACCUGUAAACCAAGAAUUUAUGGACAAAUCUGUUGAAAGAAAAUCAUUUGGUAGAUUGUCAUUCUCGGAGCAAGAUACCAAUAGAAUUUUCGAUUCGGAAGUAAGUAUCCAGACAACAGUCAAAAAUGAUUCUAGUUCUUUAGGAAAAACUAAGCUAAAUACAUCCCUCUCAAAAGAUUCCGGGGAAUCAGACUCUUCGGACUCUUCAAAAAUUGCACGUCAAGUAUUUGACUCCACUGACCAUUUCCAGCCUUCACGUAGCUUCUUAUUUCCUGGAACUGUAAACAGACCAGAGACGACAACUUCAGAUUCCGAGUCUUCGUGCAAAGAAGGCAGUUAUAUUUUGGACUCUGAGUUUUACCCGUCAAAAGGGCCGUGUGUCUCUGUCAACUCACCUCAUUCUUUACCGAUUUCAGCUGAUUUGCCUUCAUUGAACAACACUGAUAGUGAGGAUGAUGGUAACUCCGAUAUCAAAACACACAACCAUAAAGCUUUGAAAGGAAACGUCAAACUGGACAGGUCGGUGUCCUCGGAGGACGGCUCUCCUCCACUUCCACAAAGUAACCCUCCAGACGUUAUAGAAAAAAUAAGUCUUCAUAGCUAUGCAGGAAAUGAUAGUGAAAAUUCUGAAGUAAAACAAAUGGCCUCUGAAAGUUUUGUGAGCGUUGAUAAAAACCCAGGUUGUCCAAGGACGGCAGUUGCGUACUAUGGUCCUAUCUACGCCAGCAAUAAUACCCUCAUUUUACCAACACAGUCAUCACAACUGCCCUUCGAUCAUUUUGGAAAGCAAGAAACUCUGUCAGAUAAGGAUACCUCAAGCAACUCGUCUGGUUCGUCUACGUCAUCAAACCAUGAACACAAGGUUGCGCUCGAGAAUCAAAUUUCCGAAAAAGAAAAUGACAAUGUAACUGAAAAUGUAAUAUCUGAAAAGGUAGGCUUAACCGAAAACACUCCAAACCGAAGUACUGCAAUUGAACCACAAAAUAUAUGUACACCAACUGGUUCAAAGCAUGAAAAUUCACGCAGCAUUAAUGCAGAAAUUCACCAGGUGCUGAAGACCUUAGAUAACGCCAUAUUGGGUGUUUCCGCGGAUACUACGGAGCAGGAGACUUUAAAACACCGCGGUCAUCAUGUCGUGGUGGCCAUCGACUUUGGUACCACAUACAGUGGGUAUGCCUACAGUUUUACAAGAGACCCGUCCCAUGUCCAUUUAAUGAGGAAAUGGGAGGGCGGGGACCCAGGGGUCAUCAACGAGAAGACCCCCACCAGCAUCCUCCUGACUCCAGAGGGUCAUUUUCACUCCUUUGGCUACAGCGCUAGGGAUAACUACCAUGACCUUGGCAAAGAGGAGGCAAAAACGUGGAUGUAUUUUGAAAAGUUCAAGAUGAUCCUCCAUAACACGCCAGAAUUAAGCAAGGAUACAUUACUUAAAGCCUCUAAUGGAAGACUUUAUCCAGCAAUGGCUGUAUUUGCCCUGGCUCUGAAGUUCUUCAGGGACCACGCCCUACAAGAACUAAGUGACCAAUCAGGAAUGAAGAUUCUCAAUGAAGACGUGCGAUGGGUCAUCAGUGUACCCGCAAUAUGGAGAGCUUCGGCAAAACAAUUUACCAGACAGGCUGCUUACGAGGGUGGUUUGGUUUCCUCUCAAUGUCCGGAGCAGCUGAUCAUUGCUUUAGAACCCGAAGUUGCUUCUGUCUACUGUAGAACGUUAAAAAUGUACCAGCUUGUUCCGGAAAUAAACGAAGAGCGCCCUCUUCAGUCACCAAAAUUUGCCUCUGUUGAGCCAAUGAAUAUGAAUCCUGCUUGUGAGGAUUUGAAAGAAGGCAGCCGUUACAUGGUUGUAGAUUGUGGAGGGGGGACUGUAGAUAUAACUGUACAUCAAGUAGAUGAAGACCAGAAGCUGGUAGAGUUAUACAAAGCCUCAGGUGGCCCUUAUGGGUCAGUAGGUAUCGAUUUGGAAUUUGAGAACGUUCUUGGUAGGAUAUUUGGUAAAAACUUCAUGGAGAAUUAUCGACAGAAGUGUCCUGCUGGAUGGGUCGAUUUGAUGAUUGCUUUUGAGUCCAGAAAACGCUCAGCCAGCCCGCACAAGUUAUCUCCUCUUAACGUGGCCCUUCCGUUUUCAUUUAUAGAUUACUGCAAGAAGCACAAGCUAAUUAGUAUGGAGCACAUCAUUAAAAAAUAUGGAGAUAAAGAUAUUCAAUGGUCACGUCUGGGCAUGCUCCGUCUGACACCGGAAGCGAUGAGGAGACUAUUCCUUCCAACAAUAAAUAAAAUCAAACAGGCUGUUGGGGAUGUGCUUAACGCCAGAGGAACUAGGGAUCUAAAGUAUAUGUUCCUAGUCGGAGGUUUUGCUGAAUCAGCAAUUUUACAAGACGGAAUCAGAAAAGAAUUCGGUUCACUGUUAAAAGUGAUCAUCCCUCAAGGGGUGGGGCUAACGAUUCUGAAAGGCUCUGUGCUGUUUGGAUUGGAUCCUACUGUGGUCCACGUUAGGAAAUCGCGGGUGACGUAUGGACUGGGUGUUCUGAACACGUUCAGACCAGACCUACAUCCCGUGGAAAAGAAAAUGGUCAAAGGCGAUACAGAAUGGUGCAUGGAUAUUUUUGAUAAAUUUGUUCUCGAAGACCAGCCUGUGGCUUUGGGCGAUGUAAUAUUGAGGAGUUAUAGGCCAGCCUGUCAAAAUCAGAAGAAAAUACAGAUUAAUAUAUACUCUGCAGAGAAUCCAGACACUACAUUUAUCACGGAUACGGGAGUUCAGAAAUGCGGCAUUCUUUCCUUGGAUUUGGAGGAAGAUUCUGUGUCCGAGUUAUCUAGGAGGGAAAUUCAAACCAGGAUGGUGUUUGGAGAAACGGAGAUCCGUGUUAGUGCCCUGGAUGUGUGUACAGGCCAUCGUGUCCAGGCGGUUAUUGACUUUCUGAAUUACUGAUUUAUCAUCCCUCAACUACACAAUCUCAGACGAAA
Messenger RNA from Saccostrea echinata, 3782 nucleotides. RefSeq names its product heat shock 70 kDa protein 12A-like. The transcript is spliced from 9 exons. The record is from RefSeq and is a predicted model, not a curated record. NCBI's taxonomy places the organism in Eukaryota, Metazoa, Mollusca, Bivalvia, Ostreida, Ostreidae. Bases 100 to 3747 code for a protein of 1215 amino acids.